Molecule: messenger RNA, 327 nt
Organism: Beauveria bassiana ARSEF 2860
Lineage: Eukaryota; Fungi; Ascomycota; Sordariomycetes; Hypocreales; Cordycipitaceae
Product: 60S acidic ribosomal protein P1
Exons: 4
Coding region: 1-327 (108 amino acids)
Biological process (GO): translational elongation; cytoplasmic translation
Cellular component (GO): ribosome; cytosolic large ribosomal subunit
Molecular function (GO): ribonucleoprotein complex binding; structural constituent of ribosome; protein kinase activator activity
Source: RefSeq, a predicted model, not a curated record
AUGUCCACCUCUGAGCUCGCUUCUUCCUACGCGGCCCUCAUCCUUGCCGACGAUGGCAUUGAGAUCACCGCCGACAAGCUCCAGUCUCUGAUCAAGGCCGCCAACGUCGAGGUUGAGCCCAUCUGGACCUCCAUCUUCGCCAAGGCUCUCGAGGGCAAGGACGUCAAGGACCUUCUCGUCAACGUCGGCUCCGGUGGCGGUGCCGCCCCCGCUGCUGGUGGUGCUGCCCCUGCCGCCGGCGGUGCUGCCGACGCCCCCGCCGAGGAGGCCAAGGAGGAGGAGAAGGAAGAGUCCGACGAGGAUAUGGGUUUCGGUCUGUUCGACUAA